Messenger RNA from Calypte anna (Anna's hummingbird), 1362 nucleotides. It is a transcript of the gene ANKRD40, whose product is annotated as ankyrin repeat domain 40. The record is from RefSeq and is a predicted model, not a curated record. The transcript has 5 exons. Gene Ontology annotation, molecular function: protein binding. Lineage: Eukaryota; Metazoa; Chordata; Aves; Apodiformes; Trochilidae. Bases 108 to 1232 code for a protein of 374 amino acids.
CAGCGGAGCGCGGUCCGGGGCCUUGCGGGGGUGACGGCGGCCGCAGCUCCGGCGCUUUCCGCGCUGCGUCCUCCGCUCGUUCUCCGGGCCCGGUGGGUGUGUGGGAGAUGAAAGAUCGUCCCGGGUUGGAGGCAGCCGGAGGCUGCGGCGAGAUGGCGGCUGCGGCGGCCGAGCGGGAGCGGCAGGAGUGGCUGCGAGAGGCGGCGGCGCUGGGGGACGCGGAGGAGGUGCAGCGGCUGGUGGAGCUGGGGGUCAGCCUCAACUCCCAGAACGAAGUCAACGGAUGGACUUGUCUGCACUGGGCAUGCAAACGGAACCACGCCCCAGUGGUGGCUUAUCUGCUGCACGCUGGUGCUGACAAGGAGAUCCUGACCAAGAAAGGAGAACACCCGGCCCAGUUAACAUCAAAGAGAGAGAUAAGGAAGAUGUUGGGAGUGGAAGAUGAUGAAUUCUCAGACUUAAAGAAAGAUUCAGAACUGCCAAUCAUCCCUAAUUACCUGGCUAACCCACCUUUCCCUUAUGUCUAUAACACCAUGAGUAACAGUAUUCCAGAUCCCUCCAUGAAUGGGAAUAUCUCACACUUAGAAUCCCAAGAUACCAACUCUUCUUCCUUACCUGAUGCUGGGACUUCCAGACAGGCACCAGGACAGCACAGGACCACUGCUCCUCAGGUGACUGAUAACACAGGCAAGCCAGCAGUGCCCCGAGGGUGCACUGCACAACCACACUCCAAACCUGUCCUACAGAGAGGUCCAGUUUACCAGGGAUCUGUGUCCUGGAGCAGAAGUCCCUCUUCACCAGCUGGAUCUAGUCAGUCUGCACCUCAGCAAGAGAAUGGCUCCUGUAUGGGGCCAGUACCAACAUUCCAGCCAGUUUUCUUCACAGGAACUUUUCCACUUAAUAUGCAAGAACUGGUGCUUAAAGUUAGAAUACAAAACCCUAAUCUUAGAGAAAAUGACUUCAUUGAAAUUGAACUGGACAGACAAGAACUGACCUAUAAGGAACUGCUCCGAGUCAGUUGCCAUGAGUUGGGUGUUAACCCUGAGCACGUGCAGAAGAUCAGAAAAUUACCAAAUACAAUGUUAAGAAAGGACAAAGAUGUUGCAAGGCUACAAGAUUUCCAAGAACUGGAGCUUGUUGUAACAGUAAGCGACAAAAACUUACUUUUCAGAGCCCAGACACUUUCUGAACGGAGUGGUUAUAACAAGAAGGCAUCAGAACUGACAUAUUAAUUGUUUAAAGAAUAAAAGAUCUGUAUCUCUCACUUUAAAAUUAAAUUUGAAAUACAAUAUCUGUAAGGGCUAAUGAUGUUAAAAAAUAAUCUAUUUUGUUAACCUUGAAGUAAACUAAAGUUGUUAUGCA